CGUCGAGUCCACGCGCUGUUGUUGUGAUUGACAGACGGAGUCAUGUUGAACUUUCGUUUCUGCCUCUCUUCGUCCCAAACAUGCUCCAAGUGACCGAGGGACGAUGUCCGAGGCCCCGAUGAUGGACAUGGAGAGUCUGUGUAUCGGCCCGGAGAAGCCCGGGGAGCGUCCAGAGUCAGGCGGGGCCCGGAGCUUCCUGCUGGUGGACGAACAAGAAAACCUGCAGGUCCGAGAUGAGUCAGAAUUUUUGGACAGGCUUGGGUGUGGGGAUGUUGCGGGCGUCAAGGUCCUCUCCAUCUUUGGCAACACCGGCGACGGCAAGUCCCAUACCCUCAACCAUAUUCUGUUCGGUGGUAACAGCGUGUUUUACACCUCAAAGUCCCCAAGCACCUGUACGGUGGGAGUGUGGGCUGCCUAUAACCCCACCCUCAACCUGGUCGCCCUGGACACUGAAGGCCUGUUAGGCGCUGCAGCCAACCAGAACCAGAGGAUGAGGCUGCUGCUGAAGGUGCUGGCAGUGUCUGAUAUUGUAGUCUAUCGCACACGAGCUGAACGCCUCCACAACGACAUGUUCCAUUUCCUGAGCAGUGCCUCUGGAGCCUACCUGAAGCAUUUCACCCCAGAGCUCAGGGCCCUGUCCAGCCGCUGUGGUCUGGAUGUACCCCUCUCUUCUCUUGGACCUGCUGUCAUUAUCUUCCAAGAGACAACGCACACUCAGCUGCUGGGUCAUGACUCCAAGGUGGCUGGCCACGCCGACACGCUGCUCAAGAAGCGUUUUCAUGACCUGGCUUUGGGGACACAAGCCUUCAGCUCGGUGCAGUAUGUAGGCACCCAGACCAUCACGCCUCCCACGAACUACAACACUCUGCUGGAGGCCGUCACGCAGCAAGUGAAGAACACUCACACCCGCUCCCCCCGCCAGCCGGGGAUAGUGUUUCACGCGCUGGAAGCCCUGAGUGAUCGUUUCUGUGGGGAACUCUCUGACGAAAAGAUGACCCUGCACUCAUUCUUCCCAGAUGAGUACUUCACCUGCUCUGCUGUUUGUCUCAGCUGCACCGUUCGCUGUAAAAAUGGAAUGAACCAUCUGAGAGACAGGGUCCCUCACAUGGCAGAUGGGCUCUGCCAGUAUGCACACCAGUUCAACAACAAGGUCCUCAUCUGUAAACGGUGCUAUGAAGGAGGCAGAGAGGUGAUUGUUAUGCCCAAAACAUCAGCUUCCACUGACAACCCAUGGUUUGGACUGGCGAAGUAUGCCUGGUCAGGUUUUGUGUUGGAGUGUGCUAGCUGUGGUGUCAUCUACCGCAGCAGACAGUACUGGGUGGGAAACCAGGACCCUGAGAGCGGUGUGGUGCGAUCUGAGGUCAAGCACGUCUGGGAGGGGUCGGACACAUUCAUGACCAACCACCAGAACGCUGCUCAGAGGGUCCUGGACGGGAUGAACUACAUGAUUCAGUCGGUGUCCGAGUACAGCACUGGCCCCACCAAAGCUGUCACUGCCUGGCUCACUGACCAGGUGGCUCCUCCCUACUGGAGACCCAACACAGACAUAACAGCCUGUCAUGGCUGUCAGAAGGUGUUUGAGGAGCCAGAGAGGAAGCACCACUGUCGAUCCUGUGGAGAGGGUUUCUGCCACCCCUGCUCCAGCCAUAGGAUGCCGGUGCCGGAGAGGGGUUGGGGUAAUGGCCCUGUCAGGGUGUGUAAGGCCUGCCACCGCCAGGGAGGGCCGGCUGACACUGUCAACACUCAGGUGUCCAAGGUGGAGCCUCGAGGUCUGAUCGCUCGCAGGGUGACAGAAGUGGCUCAGUCCACACUGGACAUGGUGACCACGGCGGUCGACUACCCUCUUUGUUUUGUGAAAGACGUGGCCCGACCAGACUACUGGGUUCCAGACCAGGAGAUCACCCAGUGUCACCAGUGCUCCAAAGCCUUCACUCCGAUCAUGUCCAAGCACCACUGCAGGGCAUGCGGACAAGGCGUGUGCGGACCUUGCUCCACACACACCAGGGCCGUGCCUUCCCGAGGCUGGGAUCACCCAGUCAGAGUGUGUGACAGCUGCCACGCACGCACAGACACUCUGUAAUCCUUACAACCAUCAGAACUUCUCUAGAAGUGCACCCAGUCUUCCUCUGAUGAGAAACAAACACUGUGAAUCCUGGCACUGCUGCUCUGAGGAAACAACGGGGAUCGACUCAGCACAAUGAAACGACAACAGUUGGAAUCGACCUUGUUUUUGUGAAAAGACGAUCACUUGGAUUCCAGAUCUGCUUACCAGUUCAUCUGCCUUCUUUGAUUCUGCAUCGGUUAAUAGACACCGAUAAUCUUCACUACAGUCAGACUUGUUUUAAGACUGGUUGGAUUAAUGGAAAUCUGUUUUUAACUAGUAGUCAUUUUAAGAAUGGAGACGUACAGCUCCCUUGAGUUCUUAUUAUAUCAGUAAAACCUAAACUGCACUCAAGUGUCGUCUUCCUUGUUCAUUCAUUUGAGUUUGCACAGCUCUGCAGCCGACUGCCUGCUCUUACUGCGAACACUUUGUUUUCUAAAAAUGACAGAACAAGUAAAAAGAGAUGUGCAGGGAAUGGUGCGAAAGUUCAGGGUUUAAAUAUUUUUCAUUUCUGUCUUUCUCUGCUCAGUGCAGAAAGAUGCAACGUGUACAAACUAAAGCUACAGCAAUGUGUGCCUUCAUGGGAAUUUUGAUUUCCAUUUCUGAAGCUCCUAACAUUUUUUUGGGGGGAAUUUUGAAAUCAUGUGCAAGGACUGAGAUUAUUUGUGCCUAAUCACAGAGCAAUGUCUUUUAUUGCCUUGCUUCUCUCACUUUUACAGUUGUAUGUACAAUAUUGUGAAAUAGCAAAAUAAUAUCUGUAGCAUAACACAUUAUACACCUUAUACAUUCCAAUAUAUGGAAAGACCUGUGUAUUGAUAUAGAUUUACCUGAGGUUGUUCAAAUUAGUGGACACUUCCUCAAGCCACUGAUGCUUCAGAAGGAUAAUUUCCUAACAUGAAAACACAACUGGAAAAUUUAGUUAUUCUGAUUUUGUAAAGACAUUUGUUAUAUCACUUUCAAUGUAAAGUAAAAAUGAUACACACAUUGUUUGUCUGUGUAACGUACUUUCUACACUCUGUAGAAAUAACUAAUUCAAGUUUCAAGAUGUUUUCCAGUGAAACUCAGCACUUGACAAUCGUAAUAAUGUUUUUCUUUGAUAAAUCAGACUCAUCCAAAUAAAGAAAACAAAAGGA
This is a messenger RNA of Hippoglossus stenolepis (Pacific halibut), 3234 nucleotides long. Its product is annotated as zinc finger FYVE domain-containing protein 1. The transcript is spliced from 12 exons. Bases 104 to 2080 code for a protein of 658 amino acids. The record is from RefSeq and is a predicted model, not a curated record. Gene Ontology annotation, molecular function: metal ion binding. NCBI's taxonomy places the organism in Eukaryota, Metazoa, Chordata, Actinopteri, Pleuronectiformes, Pleuronectidae.